Molecule: messenger RNA, 2143 nt
Organism: Lutra lutra (Eurasian river otter)
Lineage: Eukaryota; Metazoa; Chordata; Mammalia; Carnivora; Mustelidae
Gene: ZNF573
Product: zinc finger protein 573
Exons: 6
Coding region: 154-2142 (662 amino acids)
Biological process (GO): negative regulation of transcription by RNA polymerase II
Molecular function (GO): DNA-binding transcription repressor activity, RNA polymerase II-specific
Source: RefSeq, a predicted model, not a curated record
UUUUCCCACAAGCCACAGCGGCCACGGACCUUCAGGCUCGAACUACAUUUCCCAGAGGGCAGCGGUCACAGCGGAUCUUUGGGUUCCCUUCCAUUUUCGCGCUGUUCUCGCGCUGCGCACGCUCUGGAUUUUCUGGAAUUUGAAUAUUUUUCAAUGGAGGAACACCAAGGAGCACUGAUCAGGUCUGACAUUUCUAAAACCAUGACCUGUUUUCAGGAAUUAGUGACAUUCAGGGAUGUGGCCAUAGACUUCUCUCGGCAGGAGUGGGAGUGCCUGGACCCUAUUCAGAGGGACUUGUACAGGGAUGUGAUGUUGGAGAACUAUAGAAACUUGGUCUCAUUGGCAGGACAUUCUGUUUCUAAGCCUGAUGUGGUUGACUUAUUGGAGCAAGGAAAAGAGCCCUGGAUAAUUUUGAGGGAAGAAACACAAAGACAGUACACAGAUUUGGAUUUACACCGUGAGGUAAUCAGCUAUGUAGAAAUGCCCACUUACGAAAAAGAUAUAUCUUCUACACAACAUCAGAGCACAUAUAACAAGAAAUUCUACAAAAGUAAGAAAUGUCAGAAGAAAUUUAGUAGUGGCUCUCAAUUUAUUCUACAUCACAGGUUUCAUAGUGGCAGAAGACCCUAUGAAUGCAAGGACUGUGGGAGGAACUUUCGUAGUGACUAUCAACUUACCCUACAUCAGAGAUUUCAUACUGAUGAGAAACCUUAUGAAUGUACAGAAUGCAGGAAGAACUUUAAAAGCGGUUAUCAACUUACUGUACAUCAGAGAUUUCAUACUGGCGAGAAAACCUAUGAAUGUAAGGACUGUGGGAAGGCCUUUAUUUAUGCCUCACACAUUGUUCAACAUGAGAGAAUCCACACUGGAGGGAGGCCUUAUGAAUGUUGGGAAUGUGGGAAGGCCUUUAGUCAAGGUGGACACCUUAAAAUUCAUCAAAGAAUUCAUACUGGUGAGAAACCCUAUAAAUGUCAAGAAUGUGGGAAGGCUUUUAGUAGGCGCUCAAACCUCAUUGAACAUGGGCAGAUCCAUAUUGAUGGGAAACUUUACGUAUGUGAGAAAUGUGGGAAGGCCUUUAAAAGAGGUCAUCAACUUACCGUACAUCAGAGUGUUCAUACUGGUAAAAAACCAUAUGAUUGUAAAGAAUGUGGAAAGGGCUAUACCACUGCUUCAUACCUUAUUCUACAUCAGAGAAUUCAUAAAGGUGGGAAACCAUAUGAAUGUAAGGAAUGUAAGAAAACCUUUACCUUGUAUAGAAAUCUUACUCGACAUCAGCAUAUUCACACUGGUGAGAAACUUUUUGAAUGUAAGCAGUGUGGGAAGGCCUAUACUACUGGCUCAAAGCUUUUUCAACAUCAGAAAACUCACACUGGUGAGAAGCCCUUUGAAUGUAAGGAAUGUGGAAAGGCCUUUAGCUUAUAUGGAUACCUUCAUCAACAUCAGAAGAUUCAUACUGGUAUGAAACAUUUUGAAUGUAAGCAGUGUAAAAAAACCUUUACUUUGUAUAGAAAUCUUAUUCGACAUCAGAGUAUUCAUACUGGUAAGAAACUUUUUGAAUGUAAGGAAUGCAGGAAGGCCUAUACUACUGCCUCAAACCUUGUGCAACAUCAGAAAACUCAUACCGGUGAGAAACCCUAUGAAUGCAAAGAGUGUGGAAAGACCUUUAGCUUGCAUGGAUAUCUUAAUCAACAUCAGAAAAUCCAUACUGGUGUGAAACCCUAUGAGUGUAUGAUAUGUAGGAAAACCUUUACUUUCUACAGAAACCUUACCCUACACCAGAGUAUUCAUGCUGAUGAGAAACCUUUUAAAUGUAAGGAAUGUGGGAAGACCUUUAGACGUAGUUCACACCUUACCGCACAUCAGAGUGUUCACGCUGAUAAGAAACCCUUUGAAUGUAAGAAAUGUGGGAAGUCCUUUAAAACAUAUGGAUACCUUACACAACAUCAGAAAAUUCAUACUGGUGGGAAACCCCACAGCUGUAAGGAAUGUGGGAAGGCCUUUAGUCGUGCUUCAAACCUUGUUCAACAUGAGAGAAUUCAUACUGGUGAAAAGCCCUACGUGUGUAAGAAGUGUGGGAAAGCCUUCAGGUAUAGUUCAGCCCUUAAAGCACAUCAGGGAAUACAUACAGAUCUGAAGCUCUAAG